ACAGUCGUGAAAUGGUCGAGUUAAGUGGAUGUUAUCCAUAUAAUUGUAAGGUGUUGUCAGUAAAGAGCGUAAUUUUGUGUGACAAGAAGAUGAAGAUUUAGUACAAUGGGGAAUCAGUUGGUUGGUAUAGCUCCUUCUCAGAUUUUUCCCGUGGAACAUUACUUGACAGAUCAUGCGGAUUUACAAUUUGACGUAAAUCUAGGCAGUACACGGUUCCUCAAAGUAGCAAGAGCUCGUACACAGGAGGGUCUGAUCGUGGUGAAGGUAUUUGCUAUUCAUGACCCAACCCUACCGCUAGCAGCACACAAAGAGAAAAUUGAAGAAAUCCGCAACAAGCUUGCACCAGCAGUCAAUUGCCUACCCUUUCAAAGAACCCUGCUUACCGAGAAAGCAGGGUUUAUUAUGCGUGAAUAUGUCAAGUAUAGUUUAUAUGAUCGCAUCAGUACACGUCCAUUCUUAACUGACAUCGAGAAGAGAUGGAUUGCAUUUCAAGUCUUAUAUGCUCUGCAUCAGUGCCACAAAGUGGGGGUGUGUCAUGGGGACAUCAAGCUUGAGAACAUCCUCAUCACAUCAUGGAACUGGGUGCUUCUAGCAGACUUUGCAUCUUUCAAGCCCACAUAUUUGCCUGAGGACAACCCAGGAGACUACUCAUACUUUUUUGAUGCGUCAAGAAGACGGACAUGCUACAUUGCUCCAGAGAGAUUUAUACAGACGCUGAAUCCAGAUGGUUCCAGUCAAGUCUUACUGCCAGAAGAGAGUCUCCGCAAGGGAGACCUUACCCCAGCCAUGGACAUCUUCUCAGCUGGCUGUGCACUGACUGAGCUGUUCAAUGAGGUGCAUGAUGCCCCAUUUGACCUUUCAGAGCUUUUAGCAUACUGUUCUAGUGAGGACAAUGACUUUAAGCAUCUCGACAAUUUGGAAGAUCCAGAUAUAAGGGAACUCAUUCGCAGCAUGUCUGAACGGAAUCCAGCUCGCAGACAGUCCGCUGAAGUUUAUCUUGCCCAAGAACGUAAUAGAGUUUUCCCUGAGUAUUUCUACUCAUUUCUACAGCCCUACAUGCUCAUCUUCUCUGCUGCUCCCAUACUUUCUCCAGAUGAGAAGAUUUCCAGGCUGAGGAAGGAUAUGCAGAACAUUAUCAAGAUACUCAGAACUGAUAUUGGUGAGGAGAAGGGGAGUGUCGAGAGUGGUGAUGGAGACUGGAAGGAAAGGGAAGAAGACGGUGGUGACAGUGAGAAUUCAGAAGCUGAUGGACUGGUCAUCAUUACUGCUUUGGUUACAUCCUGUAUAAGAGGUUUACAUCAUUGCACAUCCAAACUACACUGCCUGGAUAUGUUGCUUGAACUGGCAGUCCAUACGUCCUCUGAGACAAUCUUGGAUCGCAUACUUCCCUAUGUUAUUCACCUGGUUCGUGAUCCAUUCCCUCGUGUCCGUGUGAGAGCAAUACAUACAGUCACCAAUUGCUUGGAACUUGUGAAGUCUGUUCCUUGCAGUGAUGCCAACAUUUUUCCUGAGUAUGUGUUACCUGGUCUUGCAGCGGUGAGUGAAGAUGCAAAANUGGUUGUCCGGGCAGCAUAUGCGGAGAAUAUUGCCCGAUUGGCCAAGACAGCAAUGCGGUACCUAGACCAGUGCCAUCCCAAGAUGCAAGUCACGGAUAAUGGGGGAGGAGCCGCUCCAAGCUAUGAGUCAGAAUUGCAGACAUUGCAUGAGAUGAUACAGCAUGCAGUUGCUAUGCUCCUUACUGAUCCCUGCAACCUGGUGAAACAGACACUCAUGGAAAACGGAAUUACAGAGCUAUGUGUUUUCUUCGGCAAACAGAAAGCUAAUGAUGUGUUGUUGUCACAUAUGAUCACAUUCCUUAAUGAUAAGGAGGACAAACAGCUGAGAGCUUCAUUCUUCAAGUGUAUCAUUGGAGUAACAGCAUAUGUAGGUUGGCAUUCUUCACCAAUACUAACACCUCUGCUGCAGCAGGGCCUUACAGAUCCGGAGGAGUUUGUGAUUGUGAAAGUGAUAGAAGUGAUGACAUCCCUCACUGAGUCUGGGCUCCUACAGAAGUCAAGUUUGUAUGAUUUUCUGAGUGAUGUGGCGUGCUACCUAGUUCAUCCAGACUUAUGGAUACGACAGGCUGUGGUUGGCUUCGUGAGCUCGAUGGCACGUGUGUUGGACAUAGUAGAUGUGCAGUGCAAGGUGAUGGUGGCAAUACAGCCAUACCUAUGUCACCAGGUGAUUCAGGCUGAAAGGGAAGAAAUACUUCUCAAUGCUCUUGUACAACCAAUACCUCGAGUGGUGUUUGACAGUAUAAUACGGUGCUCUGAUGUUGAAUCUCUUCUGGAAACACUGGAAGAACGUCAGCGGGCUCGUGGAUUAGUGAAUGCAGGGCAUGUACCUCAGAAUGUCGAGCCCCAUCCAGCACUGAAAAAUCUAUUCCGUCGUUUGAGCUCUGAGGGCAUGACAGAUAUAGUGGAGGACCAGUUGUUGUCCAUGUCCCGGCAUCUUAGGAAAAUACAGCGUCAUCGUAUUGGUUCAGAUACAAAUAAGACUGCCAGUAGGAUGUUGGAUGGCAAGAUUGACUUGCUUAGUUUGAAAGUUCCAGUACCUUGCCAUUCCAUCCUUCUGCAGCCCCUCACUAAGCCAGACAACAUGGCUGCUUUAAUUCAAGCCAGGAAGUGUCAGAGGACAAAACGUUCAGUAACGAGUAGCGAGUCUCACCUUACUACAAUGAACGAAGAAUGGCAGCACAUGUUUGGUGGGACUCCGGAAUCACAUAGUCAGCAUCGACUCUCUGACGCUGGCAGUGCGUCUCCUCCUGGUGGCAUUAAUGCAGCAAGUGAUAUUCACUCUUCACCACAACACAGCAUAGACACCGAUCAUAUAAGCUUGCAUGAACGUUCUUACAUUCAGUAUCGGUGUGCACCAUGCCGGUUGGAACUAAGGCAGCUAGUUUACCGGAAGCAGGAGCUGCACACAGUGGCAGUAAGGAGCAGAGAGUGGGCAGAACAAGUAGUUUGGAGACCACCACUGCCCCCACCCAACUGGAGGCUACGAGGUUCAUUAGUAGCUCAUUUGCAUGAGCACAGAGGAGCUAUCAGUAGGUUGGUGGCCAUUCCAGACACCCCACUGUUUGCCAGUAGUGCAAGUGAUGGGUGUAUUAGAGUGUGGGACUGUGGAAAGAUGGAGGGCCGCAAUAUUGCAAAUCGCUCUCGUCAAGUGUAUAACCGUCGAGCUGGUCCACUAGUGGGGCUGGCAGUAUGUGAGAACAAUCAGUCAUUAGCAUCAGCUUCAUACAGUGGUUCUGUUUUUGUACUAAGGAUUGAGGCAAAUAGUAACAAAAUGUCAGCGCUGCAGUCCCGUCAGCUUGACCUACAAGAAGAUGGCUGUGCAGUUGAUAUAAACUACUUUGACUCAGGAGCUCAGUCAGUAUUAGUGUAUGCAACCAUGUAUGGGUCAAUAGUGGGAUGGGACUUGCGGGCACCCGGCACGGCAUGGAAACUUGAAAAUGACCUGAAGCGAGGUGUGAUUACAUCAUUCUGUCUGGACCCACAUCAAAGUUGGCUGGCAGUUGGAACUAGCAGUGGCUUCCACAUCUGCUGGGACUUGCGCUUCCAGCUGCCUAUAUCAACAAUUGACCACCCAAUUCCAGGCACUCGGAUAAGACGCCUGAUAUGCCACCCAACAGAACAGUCAUGCGUCAUGUCUGCUGUGCAAGGGAACAAUGAGAUAUCUGUUUGGAACCUGGAGACUCACUUCAGACAGACUGUCUUAUGGGCAAGCAGUGCCCCCCCUCUCACACACACAAUGGCAAACAGUCACAGUGUGUGUGCAAUGUAUGCAAGCACUACAGACCGAUCUCCCUUCGUUCUAACUGGGGGUACAGACAUGCGCUUGCGUUACUGGGACCUGGACUCUCCGGCAGAUUCAUACCUUGCAAUUCCAGCAGUUAACGAUUCACCGAGUUCCACAUCAGUAGCUUACAAGCCACGCCUGAUAGAUGGCACCAAUGUCAUAUUGGAGGUGCCUGUAAAGCCUCGUGGAGGUCAAGGAAGUAGCAUUCGAGGAGGGGAAGAGAGUCCUAGACCGGGUCCUGAUCAGCCACAGGCAGGGCACCAUGACUGGAUCAGUGAGAUUGCAAUGUGCCAAGCAUCACAGUGCUUUCUACUGUCUGGGUCACGAGAUGGGGUCAUCAAGGUCUGGAAGUGAAAUUACAGGGUGCUUGGAUGCCGUUAACAGUGACAACUGUGAUAUCUUAUAUAUUACAUUAAAACUAUGCAACACGCAUAUAUUUCAGUCCAAUACAACAGAAUCCACUUACAGAUUAUUUUACAGCCAAAAACUUUGGCACUAGAAGCAACUUCAUUAUGUGGGAACAGUGCAUUCACUGGGAUGAUGCAAUGAAGAAACAGUAGUAGUAGACAGGACUCCUAGUUCACUGCCCUCACUUUAGCUUCAGGGCAUGUGCAGAUGCUAGCAGUUACUGUUACAGAAAUAUGAUGUGGGGAUUCUAACUGCAGUGUUAACAUGCAGUAUAUUACAAUGCCUAUUCAAACUAAUGGCCCAUUUGGUAUGAGACUAGCCUACAAGCUAUAAGACUACAGAAUCAGACUUCAGUUCUGACAGGGUCUAGAGAUUUUUGUUUUUCAUGGUGUCCAAACUGGCUCUUAAUGCCCAUUCAACCUAUCUUACGGGUAUUAAAGUCUUUCUCCAGGGGUGAAGUGGCUGGGGCAUUAAGCUGAUCACUUACCUCCAUCUAAUGCCAAGGUUAAGAAUGCAGAGAACUAUACCUUGACUCCCCAUACAACUUUAUGGCUUGGUGCGUAAUUAGGCACAGUAAUAACUUCACCUUUAUUCACAUUGCUUAGUUUCUCCAAUGCUGCAUUUCAUUACAUGUGGAUUAGAUGGAUUAGUUUACAACAAUAUCUGUGAACCAAGUCACAGCAAUUCGGGCAUUUUAUAUAGCUAUAUAAGUUCUAAUGCCGGGUACAUACUGAAUGAACCUGUGUGUUGGAUGCAAGACAUAUCAGAAUAAUAACAUUGAAAUACUUCAGCUUGAAAAAUUCUGUGCUUUGAGAUCUUGAAUUGGAUGUGUUGCAUAACCAGAUAUCCUAAAACCCUCUACAUCAGUGCUGUCCAACGUCCUUAUGUACUCGGGCACAAUUCACUGAUGCCUGUGAAGGUGCGGGUGCCACCACACACU
Molecule: messenger RNA, 5188 nt
Organism: Cryptotermes secundus
Lineage: Eukaryota; Metazoa; Arthropoda; Insecta; Blattodea; Kalotermitidae
Gene: Vps15
Product: phosphoinositide 3-kinase regulatory subunit 4
Exons: 28
Coding region: 106-4194 (1362 amino acids)
Biological process (GO): autophagy of peroxisome; protein phosphorylation; late endosome to vacuole transport
Cellular component (GO): phosphatidylinositol 3-kinase complex, class III, type I; phosphatidylinositol 3-kinase complex, class III, type II; late endosome
Molecular function (GO): ATP binding; protein binding; protein serine/threonine kinase activity
Source: RefSeq, a predicted model, not a curated record